Molecule: messenger RNA, 829 nt
Organism: Drosophila navojoa
Lineage: Eukaryota; Metazoa; Arthropoda; Insecta; Diptera; Drosophilidae
Product: trypsin 3A1
Biological process (GO): proteolysis
Molecular function (GO): serine-type endopeptidase activity
Source: RefSeq, a predicted model, not a curated record
UCAUUCUUUCAAAGUCAACUCAAUAAUGUCAGUUAAGCUUGUGACUUUCUUGCUGCUCCAAGCCGCAGCGGCCUUCCUGGCGGGCGUUCGUUCAAUACCUCAGCCCGUCAAUCAGCUCUUGGGACGCCAGCCACGCAUCAAUGGUCGCAUUGUUGGGGGUCACUCUAUAAAUAUAACACAGGCUCCAUAUCAGGUCUCUUUGGCGAAUAUUCACUGUGGUGGCUCCAUAAUCUCUAACCAGUGGAUACUGACGGCAGCGCAUUGCAUCUUUGGCGCACAACCUAAUCAGAUACAAGUGCGAUUGGGCAGCUCUGAAAAUGUUGGGCUAAAUGGGCAACUGCUAGGCAUCAAAAAGAUCGUUAGCCAUGAAAAGUACAACCAAACUACGUACGACUAUGAUUUUUCACUCUUGGAGCUCCAGGAACCAAUUGAAUUCGAUGAGACCAAGCAGGCCGUUAAGCUGCCGAAGCAGGGUCAAGAGUUUAAGGACGGUGAAAUGUGCUAUGCUAGCGGCUGGGGCAAAACAGACAAUCCUCUGAACUUUAGCGGUCAGCUGCAGCAGGUGCAGGUGCCGCUGAUCAAGCAGCAGGAGUGUGAGAGGUUACUCUAUUCACUGAAGGUGACUGAUAGCAUGAUCUGUGCUGGCUACCCGCAAGGCGGCAAGAAUGUCUGUAGUGGCGAUUCUGGCGGUCCCCUGGUGAGUUCGGAUGGCCUGUUGGUGGGUGUGGUCUCGUGGACCUUAAUACCCUGCAACAUGCCCAACUCUGCGGGCGUAUAUGGUAGAGUAUCCACUGUUCGUGAAUGGAUUAGAGAGCACAGCGGUAUUUGA